UCCAAAAAAAAAAGCUCGCUCCCCUCCGUCCUCAGCGCCGGGGUCCGGCCCACGCUUCGGCCGCCAUCCACGGAUUUCCCCACCAGGCCAUCGCUGGUGCUUGUGCAGGUUGAUGGCGAUGCCGCCCAUCAAAGGUGGCCCCACCUCCCCCACCUCCCUCGCCGGCGAACUCCGUGCCGUUGCCGAGAUCCUGCUCCGUCUCCCGACGCCUGCCGCCCUCGUCCGCGCCGCGCUCGCCUCGAGGCGCUGGCUCCAGGUCGCAUCCUCCCCCGGGUUCCUCCGCAGGUACCGCUCCCGCCACGCCUCGUCGCCCCUGCUCGGCCUCUACGUUCCCAGGGCGCACACCGGGCUUCCCUCAUUCCAGCUCGCGGAUUCAGUCCGCUCCGACCGCGCCCUCGCCAAAUUCGUGCGCGGGGGCGACUUCGGUCUCACCGGUCUCGAGAGCCAUCCGGAGUGGCGCCUCCUUGACUGCCACAAUGGCCGCCUCCUACUCUCCAGGGGCGAAUCACGCGCCGUGUUCGACCCAGCUUCCGCCCGCGAACCUGUAUGGCUUCCGCAGAAUAGCCCCCUCCCAAGUACCUUUAUUUCUGAAUGUUUGCUGCAAGGCCAUAGCGACGAUGCGGCGUCAUUCCGCGUGGUCUCUGUGCAGCAGCGUGGCCAUGAUCGGUUGUUGCGAGCUGCCGAGUACCACUCACAUACUCGCCAGUGGCAUUGCCACCAGUGGGUAAAGGACAUUAACAGACCUCAACAUGACCAGGCGAUGCAUGCCGGUCGGUUCAUCUUUUGGAGAUACGAUGACACUUCAUCCCUCUUGCUUGACACGGCCACUAUGGAAUUCUCCAUCCUUGGUAUCCCAUUUACAUUCUUCCAAGAGUCAAUGUAUGCCAUUGGAGACACUGAGGAUGACAUGUGCUGCCUUGUGGGCCUUGUUGGUAGCAUUAACAACAUCCAUUUGCAAGUGUGGCUGCUAAAGGCGAAUGGUGCUGCCAAUAUGUGGGAGCCGGAGAGGAAAAUUCUAGUGAGCCAAGUGCUUGGCAGGGAUAUCCAAUUGCGUCAAGUCCAUGCAGUAACCAAUGGACUAGCUCUUCUAUGCUGGGACCAAUCCCGCCAGUUUGCCAUCAAUCUGAAGAAAAUGUGUAUCGAUUCUGAGUUUGAGUGCAGCGCUCUUGGUUAUCCUUUGCAAAUGCCAUGGCCACCUGCUGUGCUGGUUGAAACUAAUGAGAUGGAUCAAGGUAUUGAGGUGAUUCAUGGUUGUGACACUAAUGAGUCAGCAACACUGACCAAAUCUAGAUGUGGCAGUGAGAUGGUCUCCAGUGAUCAUGGUGGUGAGAAGAUCCACUGUCACGAGACUGUCAUCCAGGGCAGUGAGAUUUUUCAAGGUAUUGAGACAACUCAAGAUAAUGGCACUGCUCAGGUGACACCACCAACCACAUCAAGAUGUGGCAAUGACAUGGAUCACAGUGAUGAGAUGAUCCACUGCAACCAAAUGGUUAUAUGUGGCAGUGAGAUGGUUCAAGGUAUUGACCUGACUCAUGGUAAUUACACUGGUGAGGCAGCACCAACCACAUCAAGACAUUGCAGCGAAACGGUCCAAGUUAGCAAGAAUAAUCAUGGUGGUUUAAUGACCCGUUGUAACCAAAUGAUCAUCUAUGACAGGGAAAUGGUUCAAGGUAUUGAGAUGACUCUUGAUAAGAACAACGCUGAGGUGACACCUCCAACCAUCGCAAAAAUUCGGAGAAAGAACUCCAUCAUCUGGAAACAUUUCACUACUGAAACCGAUUCUGAUGGAUGCACACGAGCAUGCUGUAAGUAUUGCAGGAGGUCCUUUGCUUGCUCCAGAACGUCAGGCACUAGCCAUCUAAAGAGGCACCUCACCCUAGGUUCAUGUCCUGCAUUGAAAGGUCAAGUGCCACCUUCAGCAGGAGGCGCACAACAUUGUGGCAGCGGUGCAGCAGAGAAACCUUCUAAGAGGCAAUGCACAUAUGCUGACCCUGCAGAUGAUGCACUUAAUCAGAACUACAAUAUAUCAUAUCUGGGGAAGAUGGACAUUCUGACUGAGCCUCUAACUACAAAACAAGGAAAUGAAUACUCAAUACCAAAAUGCUUAAAAGUGUUACAUGACAUGGACGAUGUGUCAGAUGAGAUGAAGCAUCUUGCAUUUCAUAUCCUCAAGGAUGCAACCAAUCGAGAGAUUUUUAUGAGCUAUGAAUCAAGACUUCGUGGUUUAUGGUUGAAGAAGGAAGUUAACAAGCUUGGAACAUAAUUGACUCCUUGGUAAUGUAUGACUAGUUUCCUUCAUCUACCAAACUACAUUGAGGAUCUCGAGGAGUUAAUCAGAAAAGCUAGAGCCAAACUUAAAAAGAAGAAACCCUCAAUCAAUUUGUUAGAAGAACAAGAGCAACCAAGAAGAAGUUUGACGCCAAUAUUCGAAGCCACAACCAACAAGACUCUCCGAGAAUUCUCUGAUCCAACCACUGCCAGCAGUCGAUGUGGGAGAAGAAGGAUUCGAGCUCAAGCCAACUUUGAUCAACAUGGUGUAAGCCAAGCACUUUUGUGGGAAAGCGCAUGAAGAUGCAAGUGCCCAUCUCCAACACUUCUUAGAGAUCUGCAGCGCAUUCACCAUCAAAGGAGUUGAAAGAGAUGCCAUACUACUCCGCCUCUUUCCAUUCCCACUCUUAGGAAGGGCGAAGCAAUGGUUCUAUGCCAACAGAGAGAAAACACUACAUGGAAUAUCUGCUCCACUGCUUUCCUAGCAAAGUUCUUUCCCAUAACCAAAACUAAUGCCCUAUGUGCAAAGAUCUUAACUUUUCAGUAUGUUGACAGUCGAUAACGUCAAUUUUUUUUAGAACUUUAGACACAAGGGAACACAUGAAUAUAUACUAGUCUAGGGUUUUAAGU
This is a messenger RNA of Sorghum bicolor (sorghum), 2898 nucleotides long. RefSeq lists its product as uncharacterized. The transcript is spliced from 3 exons. NCBI's taxonomy places the organism in Eukaryota, Viridiplantae, Streptophyta, Magnoliopsida, Poales, Poaceae. Gene Ontology annotation, molecular function: protein binding; DNA binding. The coding region runs from base 113 to 2263 and encodes 716 amino acids. The record is from RefSeq and is a predicted model, not a curated record.